GAAAACGAAAGUAGCAUGCGGAGGUCAAAAAUGACUUUGAUGAAAUAAUAAAUCAGUGUUUGAACUACACAUUUCAUGAGAAAAUUUCUCGCAAGAAUAUAAUGAAAACCAAAGAAAACGAAGCUAAUGGAGCGAUUUCCUAUUCCGGUGAUAAAGAACGACGGACAUUGUUUUCUAAACAAAAUUUAAUACUGGAAUGUAAAAAAUAUGUUGCAGCCUUAAGACCAUGGUCUUUCACUGCAAGUUUUACACCGGUAGCAUUGGGAAGUACACUGGCAUAUAAAUCUACUGGAGACUUUAGUUUCAUCUCAUUUAUUAUAGCAUGUCUAACUGCUUUGUCAAUACACGCUGCAGGAAACCUGGUAAACACCUAUUAUGAUUUCAUCCAAGGUAUAGACACAAAGUCAUCAGAUGAUCGGACACUUGUUGAUAUGAUUUUGUCGCCACAAGAUGUUGCCAGGCUAGGAGCUAUAUUUUAUUUAUUCGGUUGUAUAGGGUUUCUCAUUCUUACUCUUACAACAUCAGCUCGCAUGGAGCAUUUGGCGCUUGUGUACUUUGGGGGACUUUCCAGUAGUUUUUUGUAUACUGGAGGAUUUGGAUUGAAAUAUAUUGCUCUUGGAGACAUACUAAUUAUAUUUACAUUUGGACCACUUUCUGUGCUUUUUGCCUAUUUAUCACAGUGUGGUCAUUUAUCAUUAGUGCCAAUGUUAUAUGCUAUACCUUUAGCUUUGAACACAGAGGCAAUUUUACAUUCAAACAAUGUGAGAGAUAUGGAAUCAGAUCAUCGUGCGGGAAUAGUGACUCUUGCAAUCCUACUCGGAAAGACUGGAUCAUAUCUGCUAUUUACAGCUUUACUUUUCAUUCCAUUUAUCAUAAUUGCUGUGAUGGGAAUGAACAUUUCUAAAUGGAUGUUCUUGCCAUUACUAUGUAUAUUUCAAGCUUUUAACCUUGAAAGAGAAUAUAUGAAAGGAAAUCUCCAAAGACUGCCACAUGAUGUUGCCAAGCUUAACUUGUUGAUGGGAAUGCUUUUUAUAUUGGGCAUUGCUUUAGCAGAUAGAUCUGUGUUUCAAAACCUGUAGAUUUAUAUAAUCAAGCAAUUAGGAAAUGUAAUUUUUUGAUGUCAUAAAUUUAUGGAAUUAUACUGUACAAUUCAUGUACACCUUCAAAUGUAUAAGCUUUAUCAUAACAUUCAUUCUACAAUCUACUUUGCUUCUUCAAAAUAUCAGCAACAUUAUAUGUUCAACAAUACUGACAGUCUUCAAAUUUAGCACAGGACCGACAGCCCCUGGCCUGUGAAAAUCUGUUCGGUCCUGUUGAUUUUUUAGAAUUUUGUAGUACAAUCUUAAUUAAAAUUUGAAGAAUAAUGAAUUUGGUCUUGUAAAUGCCAAACCUCAAUUUCUAUGACUGUACUGAUUAUGAUACAUUGUAUGUCUUAACAACUUCAAUUUCCAAUAUGUAGACUGAUAGAAGAAAGUAAAAUUGGUGUACAUUUGUAGGUUGAUGCUAAUGAUUUAAGAAACUUACAUUUAGAUAAGCUACUAUUUGUACAAUGUAAAGUUUACACAAUGUUUAUAAGCUUAUUGUAUGCAUGCUUAUUAUGGAACUGUUUUAAAAUAUCAGUUCAGAAGAGUUAAAACCAGAUUGUUAUUAGGAAGUACAUGUACAAAAAUGUACAUUGUACAUGUAUAAGAGUGUACAUGUGUGUGAACAUACACAUGUAGAAAAGAUAUCCAGGCAUGACUUAAAUUCAAAGAUGGGGGACCUCAUUUUAGCUAUAGGCUGUGGUGAUUUUUGUAUACUUUAUUUUCACUACAUGUAAAUGUAUGCCCAAUUCAAUACAAAUCUGUAUACAUUGUUUGAAUAUGAUAACAUGUAUGAUAUUUAAACUGAGAGUUGAAAAUGAAACUGCAGAUAUGUAGUUCUUAAAAUUUAAUCCAUAUUAUCAUGAUUAUUAAACUAUUCUUUUUGUUAAAUUUGUACAUUGUACAAUGUACAUGUGUAAAAAAUGAAAACAACACGUUUACACAAAUUUAUUGCCUCCGAAGAGCUUUUCUGGAUUUACCUUCAUCAGGAACACUCAAAGCCGAAUAUUUGAAAGCCAAGGAUGUAUAAAACCGAAACAGUUGAAGAGCUAUAUAAUAAAAAAUGACCUAAAAUAAUAGCCAAAUCCUUCUAAGGCCAACUUUGCAUGAGGGAGUUCAAACCUUAGCAUGCUUAGUUUCUUUUAAUUUCACAAUUUAUUAAGGGGCAAAUUAAGGAAAGUUUGUUAUCAACCUUAAUGGAUCUUAUUCUCAAUAUUCAUGUAGGUAUCAAAAUAUAUUGUACAUAUGUAAAUGAAUCUUAUUUUCAAUGUAUCAUAUUGUAUUUUUAUUUUUAUUCAUACAUCAUGUACAUGUAUAUGAUUCAAUAGAUGAUCUGAUACAUUGUACAUGUAUAUAUUUGAUAGAAUUAUUUUAUUUCAAUUACCUUGCUCAUAAAGUUUACAGUGCUUGAAAUGCUAUUUUAUUUGUUGCCAAGACACAUGUAGGGGGCUCCAGUAGUAUACCCCUUAGGUCCCAAUUAAGGUGGCUUUUGAAAUGCCUCAUGUCACUUUUAGACAUUCAAAUAAGAUUCCAAGUAAGGUUUUUAACAGUUUUAAAGAUCACAGGUCAUUUUAAAUGAGACUUUAGGUUGCCUGCCAUACCUCCAAGGUUGCAGGUCAGAUUUGACCAUGUUCAUGAUGUUGGAACCACAUGUUGUUAAAUCAUCAAUUUGAUUUACCACAAAUUACAUGUUAAUUAGCAAGGGUAACAGAGUUCUUAAAUAAUCAUGUUAAGGCCAUGCAAAAAUGAUUGUUUGUAACACAAUACACUACAAACAGCUCAGAGUCUGAAAAGAGAUUGUCUCGACAGUACUUAACUAUACUUAACUGUACUCGACUUUGGUCUUGACUUUACUUAAUAAGUCUGAUUCAGUACUUGAUGAUCUUGUUUUAGUCUAAAAUGGUCUCGACCAAGGCUCGACCUGUCUUGACUAGUCUUGACCUUCAGAUUUAGUCUUGAAUGGUCUGAACCAACUGUUCAGGGUUCGACCUCUGCGGUCGUAUCAAGCUGCGCCCCAGCGGAGCAUUUUAUUGUAAUUCUUAUAUGCCUUCACUGGGAGUCGAACCCCUCCUUGAAAUCUGUUAUGUGUGACUGACAUCAACACAUCGACGAAACCUCUCAGCUACCAAUGGGUUGCAAUUUAGAUGUCUAUUUUAUAUACAUAAAUGAACAUAUGAUACACAUCGGUACAACAGACACACAGGGCAUGUACCUUUAUAUAUACAUAAUAGGCAAUCAUAUAGUAUUAGUUGGUAUCCCCGAGGUUAACAUGGUUAAGACCAAUGAGAUAAAGAGUCAAGUUGAAGGUAGAGACUUGUCGGUUUAGGUUUGAAUCCCUGUAUUCUCGUUGUUGUCUCUAUUCUUUAUUUUUUCUGUUUUUCUUAUUUUGUAUGUUAUUGUGGAUAUGUUUAUAACAGCAGGUUUGCUCGUUGUUUUUUUUUCUGAUUAUCAUUGGCUAUUUCACAUAUUUGAAAAGAAAAUGAUUACAUCAAUUUGUCCAUUUUUGUCUUGCCUUGACCGAGUCAAAAAGCGAGACAUAGAUAUGCUGUUGUCGGCGACGUCAACAAUGUAAUAGUUUGUGAUUAGGUCUAGUUCAUGGGGAACCACUAGUGGUAGGUCAAUGAUUUUUGGUAUGCAGGUGUAUUAGCAUUGGCACAUCUCAUUUCCAUGGAGAUUAUUUGGCCCUGCCCCCUCAGUCAUGGUCUAUUGACUUUGAAACUUUUGCUUAGUUUACAUGUAUAAGUUUGUGAUUAGAUCAGUUUAAGAUGAACCACUAAUGUUAAGUCAAUGAUAUGUGGUAUGCAAAUGGAAAUUAUAUAGCCCCACCCCCUCAUCAUGGUUCAUUGACUUUGAAACUUUUACAUAGUUUACAAGUUAAUGUUUGUGUUUAGGUUUGUUUAAAGGGAACGACUUUUGAUAAGUCAAUGGUAUUUGGUAUGCAGUUGUAUUAGCAUUGGCACAUCUCAUUUCCAUGGAGAUUGUUUAUCCAUGUACUUUCAGUCAUGGUUCAUUGACUUUGAAUCCUUUCAUAACUUACAUGUUAAAGUAUUGCUAUUUUAAUUUCAACAUUUGCAUUAUCAAAAUCACAAAAUGGAGAGACAUAUCUCUGUGUUAACAGUUUAUUGUUUUAUGAAUAUAGUAAGAUUCCAUUUGUUUUACAACAUAUCUUCACAAAUGUUUAUUCGCAAAUCCCUAGGCGAGUAAAUCGUGCUGUGCCUAGAAUUAGACUUCUUGCUAGAAAUUUUGGUACCAUACUUAUCAUAUAUACUUAGAAAUAAGUUCGAAUAUGUCGACGUCUUAUUUUGUAAAUUAAGGAUAAUAUUCAGAUGCCUGCUAAUUUAAAGACAGACGUGUUAUGUUAUAUUUGCAUUUCUCUAACCAAUUAAUUGUGAACUUAGAUUUAUUAAUGCAUUGUUGAACAUGAUAACAUGGUUAUUUAAACUCACUUACAAUACCUUCUUAUUUAGAAAAGGUCUUAAUUUUGAAAAGACAUCAACACAAUUGUUUAAGUUAGAGAUACAAUGAAUAAGCGUUGAUUCAUUGUAUCUAUAAUACAUAAUGCAUUCAUGACACAAAAUCACAAGCACUUGCAUUGACAAAACCCUAAUCAAAGGAAUUGCUUUUAAUGCUAUUCUUUACCUUUAUGGAGCAUUAGCUCUAAAAUUCAUGUUCUUCAAUUUGGCUUUUUGAUUUAUAACAUACAUGUACUAUCGCUAAAACUUUUAUUCAAAGUCCAAAAAGUUUGAAAAAAAAUGUAAACAGUGCAUGGACUCGUUUUAAUGUAUCAGCAUUUCAUGCGUAUUUUGGAGAAGAAGCCAUCUUAUUAACUAUCGAGAUGAUCUACAAAAAUUGUGGAUGGCCAAUGACCUGAUCUAAACAUAAACAUAAAUGUAAAUAGACAGACAUGACAGACAAGCAUGUGCAAUUUUAUAGAAGAUUUUUUAAAUUUAAAUCAAGUAUAGGGAUUGAUAAUUGUUCAGGUUUAAAACUUAUUCUUUUAUGAAAACAAUACAUAUAUGUACAUGUACAAUUUAUGUAUGAUGAAACUAUAUUUCAAUAUUUUAUGUGUAUUACCAUGAUUAUGAUUAUUAAUUAUAAGUAUUAUUGAUUUUGUGGUUUACAUGUAUGAAUUUAACUGUAUACAGUACUCUUUAAUGUUUGUAUUUUCCUUUGCUUUAAAAAAAAAUGUUUAUGCUUACAAUCAUUCGACAAUGUACCUUUAAUUUGAAAUAUGUACAUUGUAUAUAUAUACAUGUAGAUAUACUUGUACUGUACUUCUAAAAAUAUAUAUACAGUGUAUACAUGUAUAUAUAAGUAAACUAAUUAGUGAUCUCAAUUUUGUCCAAGCAUGCAUAUGAAUAUGAACAUAUUAUAAGAAGUAAUUUUAUUCAUUUACAACAAAUGAUUUCUAUCUGUUUGUGAACUUUAGCUUUAUUUUUAUCUCUGAAUGUCCUUCCAAAAUUAAUAAUUACUGUAAUAAGUAAAAUUGAUAAUAUUACACAUAGAACAUUAGACAUGGUAGAUCUACUCAUGCUAUGUACUGUGCUGGCAAAAACAUCUCCAUUCUGUCAUGAAGGGGAUGGAUUAGGGCAGUCUGUCAUUUUCUGUUUCAAUUUUGGAAUUGGACCAAAAGAGAUUAAAUGAACAAGUCAUCUGUCUCACCAGUUCAGACCCUACACUGUAUCUUGACUAGAACUUAAAACUAUUUAAGGGUCAUAUAUAUAUAUAAUUUUUAUAUAGGAUUGUCUUAAAAUUUAAGCACACUUUAUGGGUUAUUGUAUCCUUGUUAAAAUUAAAAGAUAUGAUUAAGAGAGAAAAAAAUUAUGGUAUGUUCAUAUUUUUAUUUCAAUCUCACUUGUUCAUGAUAUCAGUGUCAAGGUGGGAAUGCAUUUUUUAAUUAUUUAUCAUGGAACGUCUUUGGAAAUGUUCUGUACUUUUAACAGUUCUUGACAAAAUUCUCUGGACAUAAGAUGUAUAACUUAUAAUUUAUAUAAAAUAGUUAGGGUAGGCAUAAAAGAGCCUCCUCAUGGGGUUUUUGAUUAUGUGAUUACUUGGCCGCUUUUAUAGUGAUUAUUUGAUUACCAGACCAAAUAUUUCAUGAUUAUGUGAUUAUAUUGGCAAAAAAUUUGUGAUUAUAUGAUUACUUGGACAUCCCCAUAAGGGGCCUCAUAAAAAUUAGGGGUAGAAAUGGAGGAAGGUGACAUUUACACAACUAUAUUUGCUUUUUGGCCUAACAGAUUAUAUGACCAUUUUAUUUCAUGAUUUAUAAAUUUACUGAGAAUUUAUUUUUAUGUAAUGUUUUUUAUGUGCUGUGUUCCCAGAACUGAUUUUCAUUGUUUACUGAUCAUGCUGAAUGUAAUGUUUAAUUUAUUAAAAAAUUAUGAGCUUU
Mytilus californianus (California mussel) is the source of this 6471-nucleotide messenger RNA. Its product is annotated as ubiA prenyltransferase domain-containing protein 1-like. The record is from RefSeq and is a predicted model, not a curated record. Gene Ontology annotation, cellular component: endoplasmic reticulum; Golgi membrane. The coding region runs from base 102 to 1079 and encodes 325 amino acids. Gene Ontology annotation, biological process: menaquinone biosynthetic process; vitamin K biosynthetic process. The transcript has a single exon. Gene Ontology annotation, molecular function: prenyltransferase activity. NCBI's taxonomy places the organism in Eukaryota, Metazoa, Mollusca, Bivalvia, Mytilida, Mytilidae.